CAACCUCGCAGAAUUAACCCCUUACCUCCCCUCUCGUAUUCCUGCUCCUCUAUAUAACAUUCCCUUCUCAUUUGCCGCCCUUUGUAUCCCUCUAUAUCUGAUUUUUGAGAUCUAACGCGGAGAGACACAGAUCUGUGUUCUUAACCCAGAGAGCUUCAGCUUCCAUGCCGUGUUUUUCUUCAUUCUAAUUAGCUUAUACUUUGAGUUUAUCUCUCCUUUUUUGGCUUCCCCAAUCAAUCAGAUUCUAAAAGUGCUUUUCUUGUCUUCUUUAUACCAACUAUGUGGAGGUUCAAACCCUUUGCACAAAAAGAAUCAGCAGGGCUUGAAGGCCGUUAUAUUGAUGUUGGCAAUAUUAAGAUUCAGGUCCGUAAUGCUAUUGCUGAGGGAGGUUUUUCCUGUGUUUACUUAGCUCGGGAUGCAGUGCAUGCAUCAAAGCAAUAUGCUUUAAAGCAUAUGAUAUGCAAUGAUGAGGAAUCACUGGAUUUGGCAUUGAAGGAGGUCAAUGUGAUGAAAUCACUCAAAGGGCAUCCCAAUAUUGUCACGCUAUAUUCACAUGCCAUCUUGGAUAUGGGAAGGACCAAGGAAGCACUCCUUGUGAUGGAAUUUUGUGAGAAGUCUCUGGUUAGUGUGUUGGAGAGCCGAGGAUCAGGAUAUUUUGAGGAGAAACAUGUCCUUUCCAUAUUCAGAGAUGCAUGCAAUGCAGUUUUUGCAAUGCAUUCUCAGUCUCCACCUAUCGCUCACAGGGACCUGAAAGCCGAAAAUCUUCUAUUGGGACCUGAUGGACUCUGGAAGCUGUGUGAUUUUGGGAGUACCUCUACCAAUCACAAGCGUUUUGAGAAGCCUGAAGAAAUGGGAAUUGAAGAAGAUAACAUCCGAAAGUAUACAACACCUGCCUAUAGAGCCCCUGAGAUGUGGGAUCUGUUGCGAAGAGAUCUUAUAAGCGAGAAGGUAGACAUAUGGGCCCUUGGCUGUUUGCUCUUUCGUAUAUGCUACUUCAAAAAUGCAUUUGAUGGGGAGUCAAAGUUACAAAUAUUGAAUGGAAAUUAUCGCAUUCCAGACUUACCCAAGUACAGCACACCAGUAAAAGAUUUAAUCAGGGACAUGCUUCAAGCUUCACCAGAUGACAGACCAGACAUCACGCAGGCGUGGUUUCGUGUUAACGAGCAGUUACCAGUUAAUCUGCAGAAGUCAUUGCCUGAUGGAUCACCUGAAAUGCAGCCUACUGGUGUACAUGAAGGUUCAAAACUUGCAAAUAGGUCACAUCCAAUGCCUCGUAGAAGUCCACCACCUCCACCUUCAUCUGGGGGAGGGGGAGGUGGGGGACAACUUGGUGCCUUCUGGUCCUCUCAACAUGCAAAGGACUCAUUCUCUGUUGAAGACAAUAGCAGACCUAAAUUUGAUGAAGAACCUAGCCAUAACACAUCUAGACAGGAUACGUGUGGAAUGGAGAAUCAGACCUUAUCCAAAAAUUCCAGCCCUGCAAAAGAUGAAAAUGCACAAACUUAUGCCACUCGGAGGAGUGUGCAUGGUAAGUCGCAGAUUUCCGAGGAUGGCACUUCCAAGGACUUUGAAAUAAAAUUCUUCCAGAAAGAAUUAGACCAUGGCAUGGAGAGGCUGAAAGCAUCAAAGAAUGAUAGCACGUCUUUAUUUCAAGAUGAGGCUUUUAAUAAUUUUGUUGCUGAAUUUGAUAGCAAUAAGCUGAACUCCAAAGACAGUAAUAGCAAAUCAGUAAAAGAAGAAGAAUUAGAGGCUGAAAUAGAGAGGCUUAGAGAGCAACUGAAGCAAGCAAAUUUCGAGAAGGUGGAAAUGACUUCAAAGUAUGAAAAGCUAUCUUCCAUUUGCCGAUCUCAGAGGCAAGAGAUACAGGAGCUCAAGCAAGCAAUGGCUACUAGAACUCCAUCACCAAAUAAGCAUCAUGCUUCCCCUAAAGUUCAAUCAUCAACAACUCCCAAGGGUUUAUUCCUGGUGCAGCGAGGAGAAUCUGACUGGAGUACCCCAAAUUCAGAGCCCAAGCCAUGGCAAGCAUUUGCAAAGGAUCCCAAGUCACAUCAGCAGCCUCUUUCAAAGGCCAACAGUCCUCAAUCUGUUAGGACACGAAAUGCAAACCAGAAAAUUCAGGUUUCUCAGGCAUCUUCUGAAUUUGAGUCAUGGGGUUUUGGAGCGGAUAGUUUUACAGCUUCUGUUGCUGCCAGCACUCAGAUUUCAGGACCCAGUAAUGAAGGAAAUAGUUCUCAGCACUUUGGUGGGGAGAAGACCGUGGGGAGUCGGCCAGCUACUCAACCCGCUGGAUGGGCUGGUUUCUAGCUCAUGCUAUCUGAGAAGUUACAGUGGAACGCUUUUGUCAGAACCAUGGUAUCUUUACUUUGCAGUCAUGCUUCAAAGAGAUAAGGUAUACAGAGAAAUAAACAAUAUAUGGCUUCAGGGCUUGUCUUGAUGUAUUGAGUGCUUUUGAUUUAUAGAUUUACUUUUGCAAAUAGGACAUGUGCCCAUUAUUCUAUAGACUAAACAGCAGAGUACUUGUGUAUACUUUCCUGCAUGCCUCAAUUAUUAAGUAUUCAAUUUGUCUUUUAAUAUUUUCGUUUUCUGGAGCUCUACUGUUGGCUGUAGAGACAAGUAGAGCGGGUCCAUUUUGGUGCCCUAAGUGUAAUUACUACUUUGAGGAGACUGAAACGUGCAUUUUUCUGGAAACAAAGGCAAGUGUGUGGUGUUGAAUUUGGUAUA
Hevea brasiliensis (rubber tree) is the source of this 2721-nucleotide messenger RNA. RefSeq lists its product as uncharacterized. The record is from RefSeq and is a predicted model, not a curated record. Gene Ontology annotation, biological process: protein phosphorylation. Gene Ontology annotation, molecular function: ATP binding; protein serine/threonine kinase activity. Lineage: Eukaryota; Viridiplantae; Streptophyta; Magnoliopsida; Malpighiales; Euphorbiaceae. The coding region runs from base 280 to 2304 and encodes 674 amino acids. The transcript is spliced from 8 exons. Gene Ontology annotation, cellular component: cytoplasm.